Paramuricea clavata is the source of this 531-nucleotide messenger RNA. The record is from the annotation of a GenBank genome assembly. NCBI's taxonomy places the organism in Eukaryota, Metazoa, Cnidaria, Anthozoa, Malacalcyonacea, Plexauridae.
AUGGUUGUUGUUGGUGAUUUAUUUCAACUUGAACCUGCAAUGCAUAGGUAUAGAUUUAAGAAUUUAGGCAACUCAGAAUAUACAGUUCUUGCUCCUAAUAAAUGGCAAGAUAACUUCAAUAUGUUUGAAUUGGAAGAAAUUAUGAGACAAAGGGAGAGCAAAGUGUUUGCUGAAAUAUUAAACAGACUUAGGGAAGGAAAGCACGCUGAGGAUGAUAUUUUGAAACUAAAAGAAAGAUUAAUAAAACAAAAUAGCAUCCAAUAUCCCAUGGAUGUAAGCAGGGUAACAACAAUUGAAGGUUUAUUUAUAACUGACCCAUGUGAAGAUAAAAUAGCUGUCAAUUCUCAUGUAACAGCAGAAAUGGAAUAUUUGAGAAAUGAACACACACUGAAACUAAGUGUUACUCCUAUUUAUAAGACAGACCAAAUCUCAUUCAAAUUGUGCUAUCUAAAUGCAUGGUCGUUGCAUAAACACAUGAUUUUAAUUUUACAAAUACUGACAUCAAUGUUUUUUCUGAAACUCGAUGUAUGA